AUCAGAUGAUCCGCCACCGUCAAAGGAUAUUGAAACCUUACUCAAGAGACACUUUGAACGUUUUACAACAAAUUAUGAACGUGAGUUCAGGGACUUAUUGUAAAAAAAUCAGUUGUAAGUGAAAUCAAGGACUUAAGAAAAGAGGUAAGCAAACUGUCAAAACAAAACGUCUCGCUAUCAAAUCAAUGUUCUGCCCUGGAUGACAGACUUACAUCAGUUGAAGACAAGCUAAACGUAGAUAUGAGGCUGCCUACCAGCCAGGAAGAGUUUUUCACUGAACUGUCGGAACGAAAACGCCGUGAAAUCAACGUGAUUGCCCUAAAUAUUCCUGAGUCUGAUAAAGCUGCUGGAAAGGACCGUUUAGAGGAUGACAGAACAAAGUUAGUCAUAGCUUUGCCUCCCAGUCUCAAGGAUGAGGCCACUGAGCUCAAGUUACGUAGACUGGGUCGUCCUACACCUUGACGUAAACGUCCUCUUCACAUUACCACCCGCUCAGCAGCCGAUGCACUUUCCAUUAUCAAAUACAGACCAACAGACGAAAACUCAGGUUUUAUUUUCAAGACUGAUCUCACUCCCUCUCAACAACUUUAUCUGAAAAAUUUGCGUCAAGAGCUUGAUUCAAUCGUGAAGAGUGGUGAUGACAGUAACACAAUUAAAUAUAUCCAUGGUGUCCCAAGAAUCGUUAAAAGAAAUUUUCGUUCGCUCAACGAGCAAGAAGAAAGUAUCUUACGUUCACCUGUGCUACCGGAACGUCAGAGGUCUGCGUACAAAACUAUCAACAUUUCAAACCGCAUUAGCGCCUAACCAGUACGACGUUGUAUGUAUUUCGGAAUCCUGGCUUCACUCAUCCAUAUGUGAUGGUGAAGUCAUUGAUUCAACAUAUAGUAUUUACCGUAAAGACCGUGUUUCUCUCAGCAACGAGCAGGUGCGUGGUGGUGGUGUCUUCAUCGCUUGUAAACGUAGUCUCCAUACAGUCAAAUUGCAAUAACAAACAAUGAUUUAGAGCAAAUAUUCAUCCGUGUCAAGGAAGCUUCUCGCGAUAUGAUCAUCGGCUGCAUCUACAUACCUCCUCAAUCAACUCUUGAGAUCUUCGAGUGCCACAUAGCUACCGUUUCAUUUAUAAUGGACAAAUACCAAAACUCCAACGUCAUGAACAGUUUCGACUGUGAAAAGCAACUUUAUGAUGGAUUUGCCUCAUUAAACUGCACUCAACAAAAUCACAUUCAAAAUGCCUGGAACUCAAUACUUGACCUUUGUUUCAGUGACAUUGCCUCUUCUCCGGAACACGCAGUUGCUCUUGUCCCGAAAGAUAAGUACCAUCCUGCUAUCGACAUCUUGCUAAAUUUUCGGCCGGGGUUGACGCCAGAUAAUUCCUCAUCAUACGUAUUUAAAAAGGCUAACUACGCAGCCCUUAAUACUUCUCUCCUAAGAACGAACUGGAUUGACCUCUACAAACUCGAGACUAUUGACAUACACGUACGCAAGCCGAGUAACUAUCCAUCUUGGUUCUCACAUGAUCUCAUUCACAAAGCCAAACAGAAGAAAUCUGCACACCUGAUAUAUAAAAUUCGGAAAACUAAGCCAAAUUAUUUACGAUUCAGCAGGUUACGAUUGGAAUGCAAAAAGUUAAGUAUCGAAUGCUACAAAAGUUAUGUCGACAAGGUAGAGGACAAACUGCAAUCGGAGAUCAAAGCAUUCUGGAAUUUUAUCAAGGACAAAAACCGUUGCACCGGUGACAUACCAUCUUCCGUAGCCUGGAAUGACCGCUCAGCAGAUACGGGACCAGGUAUCAGUAACCUCUUUGCGCCCUUCUUCCACAGCAUCUACGCGCCAUCGAAUAGCGGUGACAAAGGUGUUGCAACACAGCGCACACACUUGGAUGCCCUGACAGUGACCUACGAUGCAGUACUCAAAGAACUCCUUGCUCUCGACCCCAGCAAAGGUGCAGGCCCCGAUGGUUUGCCUAACAUAUUCAUCAAAAACUGUGCGGUAGGCCUAUGUGAGCCUUUGACACAUAUAUUUGGCGAAUCUCUUCACCAUGGUACCUUCCCGACCUACUGAAAACUGUCAUACAUCUCACCGAUUCUUAAAGAGGGGCCCAAGACCUUGGUUACCAACUACCGUCCUAUCUGCAUACAGUCUGCACUUGCAAAACUAUUUGAGAGUUUAGUGCUUCCACAGAUACGUCAGGCAUUUGAAAACAUCAUAACAACCAAACAACAUGGCUUUACUGGUGGCAGAUCCACCACUACCAAUUUGUUCAUAUACGUCGACAAACUGCUGAACUCCAUGGAUUCCGGAAACUGCACACACAGCAUUUACACAGACUUCAGCAAGGCUUUCGACCGUGUUGACUACGAAAUACUUUUAGCGUAUUUGUGGCUGGACGUGCAUUAGCUUGGAUACGUACAUACCUCACAGAAAGACGCUUGCAAGUCAGAGUAGAUGGCCACUUAUCCAGUGAAUAUGAAGUAAUCUCUGGUGUGCCCCAAGGAGCUCACCUUGGUCCUGUGCUGUUUAACGUCUUCGUCAACGACAUUGACCGAUUACUUGUGAGACAGACAUCAUAAUCUUGCAACAAGACAUAAGUACCCUCAGCGACUGGUGUCGAGUGAACAAGCUGGAUCUCAACGUAAACAAAUGUGCGGCCAUAUCUUUCGCUCGCUCACACUCACCGAUCCGCACGAGCUACAAACUUGAUGGGCUUGAGAUAGCUGAGGUCGAGAACAUAAAAGACUUAGGUAUCAUUGUUGAUAAUAAGCUCACCUUCUCACACCACGCAGACAAAAUUACAUCAAAGGCGCUCAAAGCCCUUGGAUGUACUACCAAUUUUGGAAUAUGGUUCGGUAAUCUGGUCUCCCUACACUAACACGACAAUCGAUAAAGUUGAAAAGGUGCAGCGUAAAUUCUGUAAGUCACUGGCCUAUAAACAAUCUUCACCAAGUCACAUCUGCUCUACCAGUGCUACUGUAUAAAUAAACUGUCUUCUCGUCGACAGGUCGCUGACCUCUGCUUUUUCUACAUAGUAGUCAAUAACAUCACUGAUGCUCAUGAGAUCCUAAACAGUUUUGAACUCGCCCCUGCUGGUCUUACCCUGAGGCGAAAUAGAUUACUAAAAACAUCGAAAUCCAAGAAAAAUUAUGUUAUCCAUGGUCCUCAUAAUAGACUGGCUAAUUCAGUAAAUUCACUUCAAGGUGAAAUUGAUUUCUAUGGAGGAACAUACGCUGCUUUUACCGAAAACACCAAGAGACACCUGCUCGUCUGAAUUACAUCUAAAUCAAGUCUGAAUUACAUAUUGACUUACAAUUAUUUAAAUAUUUUCCAGAUAUUACACAAAAUACCCUAGCUACUUUUGUAUAAUACUUCAAAUCUUUAUUAUAUCUAUGUAUAUUGCCGAUUGGCGUUUAAAUAAAUAAAUAAAUAAAUAAAUAUACUCUGGUGGGUCUCUCCCCAGGACAUGGGUUGGGAACAGACUGUUUACGAUGUGCUCCAUGGCUGCAGCGUUUAACUCUGAAAUGGACUGUUUCGCCCCGAGCUUUCUCAUUACGAUCUUGUAUCCGAGACCCCAAGGAUUUUUGUUUAUAUCGCUACGUAGCUCUUCCCAUUUAUCUUUCUUUGCCUUUUUUAUUGCAUCUUUCAGCUCAGUUUUCGCAGCUUUAUAUUCCUUAUGCUCUUCCAUUUCGUUUCUUCCUCUUCUUCUAGCCCUUGUGUAUCGGCGUCUUUUACGCAGGCAAGUUUGUCUCAGAUUUUGUAUUUCGUCCGUCCACCAAUAAACUGCUUUCUUUGGAUGCCCACCUUUUAUUUUGGGCAUGGCUGCCUUACAUGCCUCUGUGAUGCUGUCCAGUGUUUCUUUGACAAUAAACCUAGCUGGGCUACUUGCGUGGUAUUUUGGUGGGUUUUUGUCUAUGCUUGCGAGGAGUUUUCCUGAGUGUAGCUUGGAAACGUUUCAUUUACGUGUUCCUCUUCUUUUAGUUGUUGCUUGACUUUUGUCUGGACCUAUGAGGUAGGAUAUGUAUUGGUGAUCGCUACCUGUGUAGUCUUCUAGUACUUUCCAUUCGCGUAGCUGGUUUGCGAAUCCUUCAGAUACCAGCGUAAUAUCGGGAGUUGUGUCGUUGCAUCCCGGCCUUCUGAAAGUUGUUUGGGAUCCUCUGUUGGCAACGAUAAGUCCUAAUCUAGCUGCCAUGUCAAGGAUUUUGCGUCCCCUCGAAUUUGUUGUCGGUGUGCCCCAUUCCAUGGCCUUGGCGUUGAAAUCUCCGGCUAUGAUUAAGUGCCGAUUUGGGUGAUGCGCGGCAUCCUCAAUGGCAUCGAGCUUUGCUUGGAAUUCUGAGAAAGGAUCGCUCGGUGUCAGGUAGCAGCUAAUUAUCGUGAUGUUUUCGUUGCUUAUCCAGACAAAACCAUUUCCUCUCCCGCUGCUUGUUGUUUUGAAGCCGCUGCUUUCCGUUAGCCAUAUUGUCGCUGUUGCGGUGAUGUCCUCCAACCAUGUUCCGUCUUGCACUAUCCUGUAUUGCUCGCUGAUGAUUGCUACUUCGGUUCCGAAUUCCAGCAUGAGCUGUGGGAGCAGGGAGUCAGCGGUUUUGCUUCUGUGCAUGUUACACUGCAGGAUCUUCAUAUCCUUAUUUGUUCCCUGUACGACUCAUACGUGCGAGACCCUGGGAUAUGGUCUGUUUGGCUAUGCUUUUGUUCCACACAGAGGCAACAGCUCGGUGUGUUUGUGCAAUCUUUCAGCUUGUGCCCGGAUUUCCCGCAACGUAUGCAUAAUCCUUGGCCUUUCCUAUCAGGCCCUUUGCACUCCCAUUGUAGGUGACCGAAGUUGAAGCAUCUGUAGCAUUUUUUGACUUCUUUCAUGAGCUUCAUCUGCAGCUGAUCCAUCCUAUUUUAUGUGGCCUUCCCUUAAUCCUGUUUGCGUUGUCUGCUGUCAUUGUCACAUAGGCGCGUAUUUGUUCGCGAGUGUUUGGCGAGCUGGUCCUCACUGUUAUUUCUUCAACUGCUUCUUCUAGUAGUCUUCUUACUGAGGACGUAACUUCUGCUGCGGUAAUUUGGGAGUCGAGGUCUCGGAUCUCUAUUGUGGCUUUCUUUCAGCUCGCUUAUAGAAGCUAUACCAUCAGGUUGUUAAGCGCGUUUUGGAGCUCUGGUUCUUUUCUCCUUUCUUCAGUUCGAGGAAGGCCCUGAUUUUGUUUUCCGUAUUGCGACUUCCACCUUGUCUUGAUCCCCAUGACGUGUUGACGUUUGGUUGAAGACCUGGCAUAGCU
Molecule: messenger RNA, 5249 nt
Organism: Bactrocera oleae (olive fruit fly)
Lineage: Eukaryota; Metazoa; Arthropoda; Insecta; Diptera; Tephritidae
Biological process (GO): cell adhesion involved in heart morphogenesis; larval heart development
Cellular component (GO): extracellular matrix
Source: RefSeq, a predicted model, not a curated record